AUUAUCUGUUAAUUAUAAUUAUAUCUAUCUGAAUCUUUCACUGUGCUUGAUGUAAAUUGUAAACUUUAAUCAAAUUAUUUUCAUUUUUCAGACCAGUGAUAAAUCUAGUAUAUUUUUUUCAUUAUGUCACUCCACAAUGAUCAAAAUCUUGAGUGUCCCUUAUGCAUGGAGCCAUUUGAAAUGGAUGACUUUAAUUUUUUCCCUUGCACAUGUGGCUAUCAGAUUUGCCGCUUUUGUUGGCAUCGAAUUAGAACAGAUGAAAAUGGUCUUUGUCCUGCCUGUCGAAAGCCAUAUCCUGAAGAUCCUGCUGACUUCAAGCCACUUUCAGUUGAAGAAUGGCAAAAAAUAAAAAGUGAAAAAAGACAGAAGGACCAACAAAAAAAAUUGAAGAUGUCAGAAAGUAGAAAGCAUUUAGCUAAUGUUAGGGUUGUACAGAAAAAUCUAGUAUUUGUUGUUGGUCUGCCAGCAAGGCUAGCAGAUGCAGAAGUCCUAAAGAAAUAUGAUUAUUUUGGAAAAUUUGGCAAAAUACAUAAAGUAGUUGUGAAUCAAAGUACAUCAUAUGCUGGUUCUCAGGGCCCAAGUGCAAGUGCUUAUGUAACAUACUGUAGACCAGAAGAUGCUUUAAGGGCUAUUAAAUCAGUAAAUAAUAUUCAGGUGGAUGGAAGAACAUUAAAAGCAUCUCUGGGGACCACAAAAUAUUGUAGUAAUUUUCUGAAAAAUCAAUUGUGUCCUAAAACAGAUUGUAUGUAUUUACACGAGCUUGGUGAUGAAGCUGCUAGUUUCACAAAAGAAGAUAUGCAACAAGGAAAGCAUCAAGAAUAUGAGAAAAAAUUACAAGAUCAAAUAUUAGGUUCUAAUAAUAACAGAAAACAGACUGCUUCUCCAACACCUACACAGAAUUCUUCAAAUUCUAUCAAAGAUUCUUGGCCAUGUACAGUUCAAAAUGCCAAAGAAUCUCGAACAAGCAGAUCAAAAGAUUCCACUCAAAGCCAGAGAACAGAAGGGAAAAGUAAUCGUUCUAAAAAUAAACACACAUCAGAUGGGCAGAAAAGCAAAAAAAGUAAAGGUAAAUCAUCUUCAGAAUCAGGGCAGCACAACAGCUUAUCAAAAAAUUCUGUGAAAGAAGAUAGUUCUGUGGCGAGGAAAAGUCAAAAAGGGAAACAUAAUAAAGAAUCUACUUCAGUACAGCCUUCUGGUCAUUCUACAGUUCAGAGGUUGGAGGGACUUCCAGCUACUAACAGAGGAAACACAGCAAAUACAAAGCUAACAGAUGUUAUAGAAAUGAACAAUAAAAAUGCACAAACGACGUUUGUACACAUUGCUGAGCAACAGAUUCAAUCAAAACCAGUAUCAGCAAGUAUCAAAAUUGCUCGCAGUGAGAGUCCAGUUUUGCCUCCCUCACCCAUAUCCUCUUCAAGUUCCUCUCUGUUCACACCUUUUGGGAGCUUAUCCAGUAAUUUUAUGUCCUCGUCGUCACCUUCUCCUCCACCCAGUAACAACAAUCCUCUAUCUUUUGGUAGCCUAGGUAAUUCUUCAAGUGCACAGGAAGCCAGUUCUCCAGUUACAACAUUUGCUGCACCAUCUGUGAUGGAACACAAGCGCCAGUCACCAAACCACCUUUUUGGUACCAUAGAAAAUAAUGAUUCUCUUUUUAGUCACAUGAAUUAUCUCCCAGUUUCAACAGAUUGUAGUUCCUACAAUGGCCAUUUGCACAAUGAGGAACCACAAACUACAGAUAAUUCAGAUUGGAGUUCCAAUUAUUCAUUUGGAGAAUCCCAAAAACAGUUACCUGAAGAUGAUUUAGAUUUUGAUCCAUGGAAUGAAUCUUCAAAAGGAUUAGCUGAUCUAAUGGCCAAAGAAGCUGUACAUAAUCCAGUAUAUGCUGAUACGCCAACGCCUCCUGGUUUCUUUCAGCCAAUCAAAGCCCCGGUGCCAAACCAGCAAAGGAUAGCAGUUCCACCACCUGGUUUUAGUUCCAGACAAGUACCACAGACGAAUUCAUUAGGCCAUUUACCUGGAAUAUAUGGGCCAACAAAUACAGAUUAUCUACCUAACAAAUUGUCAUCAUUUAGAGAGGCAAGACAAACUCUAAAUGGUUGCACACAUUAUUACCAAGAUCAGCCACAAAAUCCCCUUGGCAUUUCAAAUCAGUUUAAACAACAGUUCCCUCAACUUAAUUCCCGUGAUAAUAAUAUAAUUGAAAGUCUUAGAAUGAAGAAAAAUUGGGAUGAACGUUUCAGAAAUCUUGUCCCUGAUAUGCUAUAUCACUUGAGUUCUAGAAAUAUUCAAAAAAAUCAGACUCAAAGUGGGCCAACGUGGAACCAUCAGACAAGAGAUAUCUCAUGGUUGUCAAAUGAGUCUGCAAUGUUAAAUUCUGGCAAUAUCACAGAAGGUCAAAGAGGCAGUCCUCACAUUUGGAUGAAAGCUCUUCAACAACUCACACUUGAAGAAAACUCUACACAGUUCAAUGGCCAUUCGCCUUAUCCAAAUCCAUUUGCUCUUAGAGGCCAAUGGCCAACAGCCCAGUGCCCUCCUCCUGGUUUUGUUGCACCCUCUAGGUCCCCAGCCAACACCCCUUUCCAGCACAUGCAAGUUAACCAGAAAAUAUAAAAAUUGAACAAUGUGAAAUGGGACUUGAAUACGGAAAAGAAAACAAAUUGUCGUUGUAUACAAAAGCUUGUUAAAUAUUAGUGCUAUAGUUCAUUUUCCCUUAUAAAUUUGCUCUAAUAUAUAUACAUAAAUAUAUAUAUGUACACAUAAAACAUUAGUAAAAAUCUUUUCCUACAUCUUUAUCUUCUGGAUUUAUGGGAAUUUAAUUGUACGGAAUCAAAUGUUCUUUUUCUUUUUCCCCUCCUUGGCAAAUCCUCUGUCAGCACCAAGGUCUUUCUCGCAAAGAGAGAAAAAUAAAUAAAUAAAUUGUAUUUAUGUGAUAUAGGAGCAUGUAAUAAAGUUUGAUGGAGUUUA
Stegodyphus dumicola is the source of this 2964-nucleotide messenger RNA. RefSeq lists its product as uncharacterized. Gene Ontology annotation, molecular function: RNA binding; ubiquitin-protein transferase activity; metal ion binding. Gene Ontology annotation, biological process: protein ubiquitination. Lineage: Eukaryota; Metazoa; Arthropoda; Arachnida; Araneae; Eresidae. Gene Ontology annotation, cellular component: CCR4-NOT complex. The record is from RefSeq and is a predicted model, not a curated record.